CUUAUGAUGCGAGAUAUAAAUAAAAUAUGUGGCAAUCGAAUUUGUUAGCAGUGCUCUACAAAAACGAUCCAGAUGAUAAAGACUCGUAGUCAUUGUAUGUAUCCUGGCUAUUACGAAGACACUAUACCACUAAAACUUCUGGCACCUAUACUUUCUUCCUCGUGUAUAUGAAAAAAGGAUGAAGACCUUGGAGAUUAUUGGGUGUUUACUGGCCAUUAUAGUGGUUGGUCACGCUUACAAUACCGACCGUGCUGUACAAUUCAGAAGAUACCUUGAUGAAUGCAGUGAAGAACUAGAGGAAACACUCACACUUCCGUUUCUCAGUGCCAAAAUGUUUGUUUGCGCCUUGCAGAAGGACGGCCAAGUAUUUCAGGUUUUUGACAAUGAAGGCGUGAUCAAAUUAGGUGCAAUGCAUAAAUUUAUGACAGACGUCAUCCUCUAUCCAAGCAAUGUAGAAUCUUCAUGGAUUGAAUUCAACACUUGUUACAAGAAAGCUGACUCUCUGGAGUAUCCUUACAACAUUCGACUAACGUACAUUUUUACGUGCAUCGAACCGAUUGUGUCUAACUUCAUGCUAAUUGAGGAUGGGUAAUUUCGCUUUAUACAAUAUACAAACUCUGUUUUCAUUCUUUAUUGGAUAUUCUGUAAAACUUUCUCUAAUACUGUUUCAACUAUUUAUAUAACUUUAUUAUCUAUAACAAAUUAGUGCCAU
Molecule: messenger RNA, 712 nt
Organism: Odontomachus brunneus
Lineage: Eukaryota; Metazoa; Arthropoda; Insecta; Hymenoptera; Formicidae
Exons: 6
Coding region: 179-592 (137 amino acids)
Source: RefSeq, a predicted model, not a curated record